Molecule: messenger RNA, 909 nt
Organism: Mytilus trossulus (common blue mussel)
Lineage: Eukaryota; Metazoa; Mollusca; Bivalvia; Mytilida; Mytilidae
Exons: 1
Coding region: 1-909 (302 amino acids)
Source: RefSeq, a predicted model, not a curated record
AUGAAAGCAUGUUUGUUGAAUGCAGAAAGCGGGAAAGAAAUGGAGGCCGACAUGAAUGUUGUUGCAAAGCUUAGACUGGGAAAGACCGAGAUCAUUUGGCAAGUAUGCAUUGCGCCGAUAAGAGACGAUAUCUUAAUUGGAAUGGACUUAUUGAAAGAAGUAGAUGGUAUAAUAAUGGCUCGACAAGGUGAUCUGCUGAUAAAAGAUGAGCUUAUUCCAGGACGGUAUCGAAAAGAAACUGAUUACCAAAUAUCUAGAGUCACAGUUGCAAUGGAAACAACUUUGGAGCCCAUGGCAGAGACAAAUGUGAUUGGAAAGGUUGACUGUCCUAAAGAAAGUGUUGUUGGUGUUUUGGACCCGGCAUCAUUACAAAACGGUUGCCACACUGGAUCGGUUUUAGUGGAAAUGAAAGAAAAAAUACCAAUCAGAAUUAUCAACCCAACACAACAGAAAAUUAUGCUGUCAUCUGGAACUCAUCUUGGAAAGCUUGUAGAAGUAGUGGACAUUGACAGUGGGGAUCCUGAUACCGACAACAGAGACAUUGAAAUACCUGAUUACACAGACAGCUUGCCAGAAUAUUUAGAACCUAUUAUGGAUUCAACAGGAGACAAUAUAACAUCUCACCAGAAGCAAGAGGUUGCAAGACUUUUAUUGGAAUUCAAACACAUAUUUGCUGAGAAUGAUGAAGAUCUUGGUUGCUUUUCUGGUAUUCAACACCAAAUAAAGACUGGCGAAGCUAGGCCAAUUCGUCAACCCCUCAGACGCACUCCAUUAGGAUUCUUAGGUGAAGAAAAAGCGCAUCUCGAUAAGCUACUCCAAAGUGAAACAGUUGUACCGUCUCACUCUGAAUGGUCAGCACCAGUUGUUCUUGUGAGGAAAAAAAGAUGGAGGUAUAAGGUGGUGCAUUGA